AUGGUUCUUCAAGAUCUUGGGCGGCGUAUCAACGCGGCCGUCAGCGACCUGACGAGGUCCAGCAACUUGGACGAGAAGGCAUUCGAUGGCAUGAUUAAAGAGAUCUGCGCCGCUCUACUAGAAGCAGAUGUAAACGUACGACUGGUUGGAAACCUGCGGAAAUCGAUUAAAGCCUCCGUCAACUUCAAGGAUCAAGCGCCGGGCGUGAACAAGAAACGCCUCAUCCAGAAAGCCGUCUUCGAUGAACUCGUCAAAUUGGUGGAUCCCCAUGCUGAACCAUUCAAACCGAAGAAGGGAAAGGCAAAUGUUAUCAUGUUUGUGGGAUUGCAAGGUGCGGGAAAGACGACGACGUGCACGAAGCUGGCUAGACACUAUCAAUCGAGAGGGUUUAAGGCAUGCUUGGUUUGCGCGGAUACGUUCCGUGCUGGUGCUUUUGACCAGCUGAAGCAGAAUGCCACGAAGGCGAAGAUUCCUUACUAUGGAUCCCUCACACAAACGGAUCCUGCAGUGGUAGCUAAAGAAGGUGUGGAGAAGUUCAAGAAGGAGAGGUUUGAGAUAAUCAUCGUGGACACGUCAGGAAGACAUCGACAAGAGGACGCUCUGUUCCAAGAAAUGGUGGAUAUUCAGACCGCUGUUAAGCCGGAUCAGACGAUUAUGGUUCUCGAUGCCAGUAUCGGACAACAAGCCGAGGCUCAAAGUAAAGCUUUCAAGGAGACUGCUGAUUUCGGCGCUAUUAUCAUCACGAAGACGGAUGGACAUGCAAGCGGAGGAGGAGCUAUCUCAGCUGUUGCGGCAACUCAUACACCUAUAGUUUUUAUCGGAACUGGAGAACAUAUGCUAGACCUGGAAAGAUUUGCGCCUCAACAGUUUGUGUCAAAGCUGCUAGGAAUGGGAGACAUGCAAGGCUUGGUGGAACAUGUGCAAUCACUUAAGCUGGACCAAAAGGACACGAUGAAGCACAUAGCCGAAGGUGUUUUCACAGUCCGCGAUCUUAGAGACCAGCUAUCGAACAUCAUGAAGAUGGGACCGCUCUCCAAGAUGGCAGGCAUGAUACCAGGCAUGAGCGGUAUGAUGCAAGGCAUGGAUGACGAUGAAGGAUCCAUGAAGCUCAAGCGAAUGAUCUACAUCUGCGAUUCCAUGACUGCAAAAGAGCUUGACAGCGAUGGGAAGAUGUUCAUCGAGCAACCAACGAGAAUGACACGGAUAGCUUACGGAAGCGGGACCAGCGUCCAUGAAGUCGAGGAUCUUUUGACGCAGCACAAGAUGAUGGCUGGUAUGGCGAAGAAGAUGGGUGGCAAUAUAAAGAAUUUGCAAAAGGCACAGGGCGCCAUGGGCGGUGGCAACAAACAGCAACAAAUGGCUGCUAUGCAGAAGCGCUUAGCGAGCAUGGGCGGUGGUGGAGCAGGGGGCGGGAUGCCUGAUAUGGGAUCGCUUAUGAAGAUGCUUGGCGGAGGUGGAGGCGGCGGUGCGGGCGGGAUGCCUGGUAUGCCGGGUAUGCCGGGUGGUAUGGAUAUGCAAGCGAUGAUGAAGCAGAUGAGCGGUAUGAUGGGCGGGGCUGGCAGAGGAGGACGGAGGUAG
This is a messenger RNA of Drepanopeziza brunnea f. sp. 'multigermtubi' MB_m1, 1578 nucleotides long. RefSeq lists its product as uncharacterized. The record is from RefSeq and is a predicted model, not a curated record. Gene Ontology annotation, biological process: SRP-dependent cotranslational protein targeting to membrane; SRP-dependent cotranslational protein targeting to membrane, translocation. Gene Ontology annotation, molecular function: GTPase activity; ATP hydrolysis activity; endoplasmic reticulum signal sequence receptor activity. NCBI's taxonomy places the organism in Eukaryota, Fungi, Ascomycota, Leotiomycetes, Helotiales, Drepanopezizaceae. Gene Ontology annotation, cellular component: signal recognition particle, endoplasmic reticulum targeting; cytosol.